Messenger RNA from Musca domestica (house fly), 4286 nucleotides. RefSeq lists its product as uncharacterized. Gene Ontology annotation, cellular component: nucleus. The record is from RefSeq and is a predicted model, not a curated record. The transcript has 3 exons. The coding region runs from base 191 to 3592 and encodes 1133 amino acids. Gene Ontology annotation, biological process: endoplasmic reticulum unfolded protein response; regulation of transcription by RNA polymerase II. Gene Ontology annotation, molecular function: DNA-binding transcription factor activity, RNA polymerase II-specific; RNA polymerase II cis-regulatory region sequence-specific DNA binding. NCBI's taxonomy places the organism in Eukaryota, Metazoa, Arthropoda, Insecta, Diptera, Muscidae.
AGUUGAUUCUUGUUUUCUUCUCAACUUGCUUCGUCGGCAAAAUUGAGUGCUGCACUUCGUGCGACCCCGGGUUACUGUGUGUUUUUAUUUAAUGAUGAUUAAUCAAAUAAAAAAUCUAACUGCAAUAUGAUGGAAUAUAAAUAAUAAAGAUAUAUCAAAUGAAACUGGAGAACAAAAAACAACAAUAAAAAUGGAUGUGGAUAAUGACAAUUUUUACGAUGAAAUAGCAUCGUUUAUGCCGCAGCCAGGCGAUUAUAGCCUGGAUGAUUUGGAUGAAAUAAUACGUUCAACGGAUUCCCAUUUGGAUGCCUCAUUUGAUUUGAAUGCCUUCCCCAAAACAUUAGGAAAUCAAGAUGAUGAUGGUGACUGCGCCAUGGUGGGAGGAGAGACCACAAACAGCACGGCUGACUUGUUGGCCAUGAAUAUGCUGCCGCCUCAGCAACAACCACCACCUCAGCUGAUGACGUCUAGCGAAAAUCCUCUUCCUGAUUUUCAUUUUGAUUUUCCCGCCUUUCCUUCGCCUGCCACUUCCCAACAAUCAUCUGGUGAUUAUGUUUCACCUUUUGAUACUCCGCUUCGCACCUCCUCCACAUCAUCGGUGGAUGGUGAUUGUUUCAAUCCGGAUGAUUUUAUUAAUUUCCUUAACGAUGAUGAUGCCAAGUUUGAGGAUUUAACACCUGAUACAAUACGGAAACUGAAUCAACACAAUGAACGUAACACCCCCUCGCCGACGGGCAGUUGUACAAGUUCCAGUGGUAGUUCCACAACCAGUGGUGUCCACAGUGAUUCCUCAUCGCUGUUUUCUGUGCCGCGCAAUGGUUCCGAACAUUUGGCAACAUCACCAGAACAUGAACAACAUGAAGAUGAUCUAUCGGAAUUUAUACGUUUUAAAAAUGAAAAAUCGGAAAAUUCGAAUGGUGGUUUUGAUGAGGCAGUGGACGAGGAAAUGAAUAAAGAUGAUGAGACAACAUUUGUUGCUCCACCACCCAUUGCUGCUGCUCCUGGUACGCCGGCAUUGCAAACAAAUCCCACACUCAUACCAGUUACAACAUUGCCCGUGGUACCAGUGGCCACGCUGCAACCUGUGAAUAUUGUACCCGGUACAAUAAUACCCGUGCAGACUGCUUUGCCAGUAAAUAAGCUGACACCAGUGGUGAAUAUAAAAACUCCCGUCAAGCCAGUUGUUGCUCUGCAACAGCCAAUUCCACAGUCUCAGGCAAUAAAAGUAGUUACCUCUAACACCACCACCACUACCACCCCUCCAACGGCAAAUGCAAAUACCGCAAAAGUUACGGCGCCUCCUAAUCCCAAACCCAAAACCAUUUUCCUUUCCUCGAAUGAUUUUAAAGCCCUUAUGCAAAAAGUCAAUACCACAAAUGGUGGUGCCAGCACCAAUGGUGUGGUGGCCAAGAAAUCGGCAACAACUCCCAAAAUUAUAAUGAAAACGGCCAGUGGUAAAUUCAUAACAGCCAAUAAACUUGGUCAGGCUACCACAGCAGCUGUGUCAUCUGCCAAACCUGUAACCGGCGUUCCCAACACAAUCUCCUCCUUACAAAAUGGACAAAAAUUGGUAAAAGGGGUGAAUCAAAAUCCCAUGGUAGUAAAACAUCAACAACAGCAAUCAUCAAAAUUGGCCAACAAUUCGAAUGCUGCUCGUUCAGCUGCAGCAAUGGCUGCCGCUCGCGCCACUCUGUCUUCGCUCACCUCCAAGAGUGGUUCGCGCAACGAUUUAAAUUCUCUGCGCGACUACAGCAAUGGCGAUGAUAAAAUCCUCAAGAAACAAUUGCGUAUGUUGAAAAAUCGUGAAUCGGCCUCAUUGUCGCGCAAAAAGAAAAAGGAGUACGUUGAACGUUUGGAGAAUCGCAUACACAAUCUGGAAAAGGAGAACUACUCGUUGAAGGGGGAAAAUACAUCAUUGCGUUCCCAGCUUAUGGCCUUUGCUCAAUCCUGCAAUUGUAAAAAUCGUAAUGUCAGCGAAUUCAUAUUGAAAACCCUGAACAUCAAUGAACGCCGUCAAUUGAUGGAGGGCAGUGGAGCAAAAACAGUAUUAAACGCAUUGGACACCACCUCAUUCUUGUUACACUCCUGCGAUGAUACAAUGGACCAUCAGAGCGAACAUGGAGAUGUUAUGGCCAACAACAAAGCAGCAACAUCAUCCACCAGACAACAUGUUAGAAUUGCUCCAAAACCCUUAAAUGGUGGCACAUCAUCAGCAUCUUUCAAAGGUUUCAAACAUCGCAUGAAUGCCGCAACGGUCAAGAAGAAUGUGGCGGUACUCUUUGCCAUGGCCUUUAUGGUCACCCUCAAUGUGGGCAACUUUCAAAAUUAUUUAAAUAGAUCAACGGCCUUGGAAAAUGCCAUGGAAGUUAGUGCUGCUGCUGCAGCCAAUGCCAAUGACGGCGAAACACCGCUGGUUGCCCCAACGGGCAGGCGUUUGCUCUGGGUACCCAAUGAACAUGAAUUUAUGGAACAAAACAAUCGCACCAAACGUGAGGCUGACUUUGCCAAUAUGCCUCCACCGCCGCUGCACUUUUUGCGGCCGGUAAAUCGUACGGGUCGAUUGAAUGGAACGACAACAAAGGAUGAACCACCCAUAAAAGGUGUUGAAUUUGGACCGACGGCUGCUUAUGGAAAUACGACAAACUGUGCCCAGGAAAACAUGCGUUUGGCUAGGAAUCUACACAAAUGGAUAGGAGACAAUGGCUACUUGAAUAUGACCGGUGCAACUAUGGACAACCACAUAAAUGGACAAUUUGAUUAUGGCUCUGAAAAGGACUACGAUGAUAUGGACUAUGAGAUUGGUGUAAAACAGAAACGACGAAAAAUAUAUUUGAACGGAGAUGAACAAAUGACAGUGACUGCGAAACAGAAAAAAUACGACAUGGGAACGGAUGGUAAUUCAUUGGAUAUUUUCAAGCCGCGCAUCAGCGAAGAAUAUCUGAAACUUUUUAAGGGCAUCAAACGUCAAGAUGAUACAUUCUAUGUGCUGUCGUUUAACAUGGAUCAUUUGCUAUUGCCAGCCUAUUCGUAUAACAAAAGUGCCAGGCCCAAAAUGGCAUUAAUGCUACCAGCCGGUGAUCCUUCGCUGAAUGGUGACAUUGUGCUAAUGCAAAUCGAUUGUGAGGUUAUGAAUACAACCGAAUUGAAAAUAAAAUCUCACAUGAUACCCGAAAAGCUGAGGCCAGUAAAAUAUGGACCCAAUGUACGUGUGCAUCCCAAUGAUGUGGCCAAUAAUGAGACAAAAAAUAAUGAUGCAAAGGCUCCAGUUAAACCGGGUGCAGAAAUUCACUUGAAAAGAGAAGAUGACGACAAGGUGGUUAUCAUAGAUAAACCUACUUCUCCGGCAGCCAAGGUGUAUCCGGUGGUUGGGCCCAAAGUCCAGGGAAAUGUUAAGCUAGCCGUUGUCGAUACAGUGCCCACUGCAACGGUAAAAAGGAGACCACUUAAAUUCAAUGCCAAUGAUAGUGUCAUCGGUAGUGGUGUCUUAAAUGUUCGUAAUUCAACACUGUUUACACGCAUGAAGGAAACCGUUGGUGCUUCUGCAAAUGGUUUUGUGGCCCAAGCAGCACCAGAGGUUAGAAAAUUGAUUUAGAAAGAUAUACAUGGACAUCAGCGUAACUUAAACCACUGGAGUAAUAUGUCACGUGGUCUUGGUUUUCUUUCAUUUUUUUAACAGAAAUUUUGAAUAUAUUUCAAGUUUUUAUUUAAAUUAAUGUAUCCAAUAGAUCUCAUCAAACGUUCUAACGCUUUGUUUCAAAAAGUUUCCACUUACAUAUGUCCGUAUAACAGCAAAAGAAUGGGGGAUAAACCAAGACACGUGACAACAAUUCAAUUACAUAAAUUUUCUUUAUUAGAAUUCAGUUUAGAUUGGAAUUUUAAAUGCCAUUUUCAUUGGUAGUUCAAAGAAAAUUUUUGGGAAAAACUAAAUUACUUUUGAUUUUUGAAUAUUUGAUUUAUGUGAUUAUUUCUCAAAUGUUAAGACGAGAAUACAUAAAACUUGAUUUAGUUGUAUUUUUUUCCUUCAUAAAACCACAGCUUCCUUUUUUUAUUGAGCUUUAGCUCUCCAGCUUUAACUAAUCUUUACUUAAAUUAAUUAGUUUUAAAUUGUAAAUUAAUUCAAUUUGAUUUUCUUUGAAUUACAAAUGAAACGAAAAAAUGGCCUUGUAAACUAUUUUCUUUAUAUAUUUUUUAUUACAGAUAUUUACCAUCUAAGGUGACUAUUUUGGCUCAACAUUAAAACAUAUUAAAUAUAAUUUAUAUGGCAAAACAUAAACAUAUAAAUUUUU